Molecule: messenger RNA, 1088 nt
Organism: Erinaceus europaeus (western European hedgehog)
Lineage: Eukaryota; Metazoa; Chordata; Mammalia; Eulipotyphla; Erinaceidae
Gene: TNNI2
Product: troponin I2, fast skeletal type
Exons: 7
Coding region: 1-1023 (340 amino acids)
Biological process (GO): muscle contraction
Cellular component (GO): troponin complex
Source: RefSeq, a predicted model, not a curated record
AUGUGGGGGGCUGCGGCAGGAGGGAGGCUUCAUGGCGCCCCAGCCCGGGGUCCCCUUUCGGCCGUGCUGGGGUUUGCCUUGGCCGCCCGCCAGACGCCGGAAUGUGCCGGCUGGCUGCUUCUCCGCUGCCCCUGGAAGGCCCACAAAGGAGCUCUGAGCGCCGUGAAUGGGGGCUCUGAGAUGCCCCAGAAACACCCCGAAUGGGGGGGCGCCAGGCCGCAGGGAACUGGGCCCCCGCCAGCCCGGGACGUGGCUGACGUGCGCCCGACUCAGGCUCCGGUCAGCCGGGCAGGCCCUGGCUCUAUCUACGCCCAGGACCUCAAGAUGGGGGACCUGCACACCCCCAAGCCUCCUGCUCCUGGGAUCCCCCAGCUCCCCAACCUCGGGACCCCGGUCCCUCCCAGCCUCAGAACCCACCUCCCCGGGGCCUGGGGAGCCCCGGGUGUCAGGCUGGACCUCCGGGGCCUGACUCUCCGUCCUCCCCCACAGAAACGCAACCGGGCCAUCACGGCCCGCAGGCAGCACCUGAAGAGCGUGAUGCUGCAGAUCGCGGCCACCGAGCUGGAGAAGGAGGAGGGUAGACGGGAGUCCGAGAAGCAGAACUACCUGGCCGAGCACUGCCCACCCCUGCACAUCCCCGGCUCCAUGGCCGAAGUGCAGGAGCUGUGCAAGCAGCUGCACUCCAAGAUCGACGAGGCCGAGGAGGAGAAGUAUGACAUGGAGGUGAAAGUGCAGAAGAGCACCAAGGAGCUGGAGGACAUGAACCAGAAGCUGUUUGAUCUACGAGGCAAGUUCAAGCGGCCCCCGCUACGUAGGGUCCGCAUGUCUGCGGACGCCAUGCUCAAGGCGCUGCUGGGCUCCAAGCACAAGGUGUGCAUGGACCUGAGAGCCAACCUCAAGCAGGUCAAGAAGGAAGACACAGAGAAGGAGCGGGACCUGCGUGACGUGGGUGACUGGAGGAAGAACAUCGAGGAGAAGUCUGGCAUGGAAGGCCGCAAGAAGAUGUUCGAGUCUGAGUCCUAGGACCUCGAGGCCCCCAGCCCCUGCCCUGCCCUGCCCAAGCACCAAUAAAUGUCUCGGUGCCCUGA